AUGCCGAUUUCAAGAAUUGCCAUUGGAAGUCUGAGCGAGGCUACCCAGCCUGAUGCCCUCGAGGCUGCCUUAGCUGAAUUCAUUGCAAUGGUUAUUUAUAUUUUCCCUAUUGAAGGCGGUACCUUGGUAUUCUCCAAGAUGACAAGCGGUGAAAUGUUAGCCGCAUGGUUUACAGCGGCAAUAUCCCAUGCAUUUGCUCUUUUUGUGGCCGUUUCAGUGGCAACAAACAUAUCUGGUGGACAUUUGCUUGGUUCUGCCGUGGCUUGCUUGCUCCUCAAGUUUGCUACUGGUUUCGUAAUAUCACCAUACCCUCCAACACCAUGGAGCGCAGUUAUUUUCGAGAUAGUCUUGACAUUUGGCCUUGUUUACACUGUUUAUGCAACUACAAUAGACCCCAAGAGGGGCAACUUAGAAGUCAUUGCCCCGAUUGUAAUUGGUUUAGCUGUUGGUGCCAACAUCUUGUCAGGUGGUGCCCUUUAUGGUGCAGCAAUGAACCCAGCUGCAGCCUUUGGUCAAACAGUGAUUAGUUGGACAUGGAAUAACCACUGGGUCUACUGGCUCGGUACAUUUGUUGGUGCUGCCAUUGCUGCUUUGGUCUACGAAACGUUUUUCAUUGGCCAGAACACUUACGAGCAACUCCCUUCCGCUGAUUAA
Lycium barbarum (goji berry) is the source of this 654-nucleotide messenger RNA. RefSeq names its product aquaporin TIP1-3-like. The transcript is spliced from 4 exons. Gene Ontology annotation, biological process: transmembrane transport; water transport. Lineage: Eukaryota; Viridiplantae; Streptophyta; Magnoliopsida; Solanales; Solanaceae. Gene Ontology annotation, cellular component: membrane. The record is from RefSeq and is a predicted model, not a curated record. The coding region runs from base 1 to 654 and encodes 217 amino acids. Gene Ontology annotation, molecular function: water channel activity.